UACACUUGGCAUACCUGUGAGGUUGCUGAACUCUCAUUCGGGAAGUCUGCCAUCAGUUCAGUUGAGCUCGCUUGUUAGACGUCAAGUUCCCUUUUACCUCGCGGUGUCUCUUGCGUUGAGGACCAAUCGUUCCGUCGUCUACGCUAGGCAGGAAGAAUUUUCCGGGGAAAAUCUGUGCGACGAUUCUAGUGUUCUCUCUUUUCAGACCAACACUCUGCAGCUGUCCUAAGAAAACUCAAUCCGCUCCUCACGCAAUAUAUUUCUUCUACGCGCUAGAUCACGACUGUCGUGUGAGAUUCAAGCAGGCUCCCAACAUGUGGCGGUCAGCGUUUCUCAGAGUAACGCGCUCUUAGCUACUGGUCUUUUCUUUCGGAUCGCUUCGUACUUCGGGUCACUUUCCCGUUGGCGUUAACUGCGCCUAUCCGCUACAGCUGUGCGCCACAGCCGUGUGCUUCAGCACUCGACUACGUUUGCCGGAUACGGCUGAACGCAAGUCCCCGAGCAAGUCCCCGACAAUGGCGGCGCUUCUUCACGCCGUCAAGUCGCAGGGUCUGGCCACGCGAAUGAUAAUUUUCGCCAGCCCUGUCGCAAUCGUCCUCCUCAUUUUCCUCGCCUAUCUCGCAGCGUCGCCCACCACCAAUCCCGCGGAGCUUGCUAUCGGCGACGCGGACCUGCUGACGUCAAUCGUCGGCGGAAAAGCCACGACUCGCGUAAUCAUCGAAUCCGACGGCUUGGAUGAGCCGGAGGGUCUGCGCGUCGAAGUGCAGCCUAUCAGCGUCCUUAAACUGCGCGGACCGAGCGCAGACGCGGAUUCCGGGAGCCCGUCCACCAGCAGAGGCAAGAGAAGCGACGGAAGCCGGCAGGGAGAGAUUAGCAGAGCUGUUGGCGGUGGCGAGAGCAGCCGCAGCAAGGCUGGCUGGAGCAGCAGCUUAGGUGGUGGCUCCGAGAGCAUCAGCGCGAUCCUUCGCCCGCAGAUUAAGAAGGCUGCGGCUGAAUCCAAGCAGCUGUCGCGACAAGUCUCUGGGGAAGGAAGUGCGCUGAGAUUAAGCGGCGGGAAAAUCACCGCGGAAUCUGCGGAAGGCGCAAGGGGGGAGGGCCAGACGGCGGAAAGCGAGGGGCAAACAGCGGCAAGCGGGAAGGGUGACGGGGAAAAUGCCGAGGCGGAUGCGGAAGAGGAGGCGGAAGAGGAGGCGGAGGAGGUGGACGAUGAUCAGAGGGGCCUGCCGGCGGAGGUGCUGGCGAAAGAGCGCAAGCUCGCGCGUUCGCGAAAGUCCUCAUCUCGCUCCUCGCGAAAGGUAGCGAAGGUCACUGCUGGUAACGAGGAAGACGAAAUCGGCGAAGAUGAUGACGAGGAGGAGAAGGAGGAAGCGGACAUGUCGCAGGGCGACAGCGAAAAGGGAUCUGAAUCUACCAGCGCGAACAAAGCUAGCGAAGAGGAGGACGUGUUUCGCGAAUUGAAGCUUUCGCCGGAAGACGAGGCGAUGUUUCGCGAGCUUCGCAGAACGAGGGCGGAGCGCGAGAAGGCGGCGAGUCGCGUGAAGCACAAGUACCGCAAAGUGGCGUUCAUGUUCCUCACCAAGGGGCCCAUUCCGCACGCCAAGCUGUGGGAGAGAUACUUCAAGGGUCACGAGGGUAGCUACUCCAUCUACGUGCACACGACGCCGGGCUACGUGUUCCCAAAGAACGCCUCCGCGCUCUUCCGCAACAAUACCAUCCGCAGCGAAGCGGUGUCGUGGGGAUCGCCCACGAUGAUUGACGCGGAACGGCGGCUGAUUGCCGCGGCGCUCAAGGACCCAGCCAAUCACAAUUUUGUGCUGAUUUCCGAAUCGUGCAUCCCCGUUAAGAGCUUCAGAUUCGCCUGGAGAUACCUUCUUGGAACAGAUUACAGCUUCGUUUCAAGCUUCACUACAAACACGUAUGUGUGUACAGGAAGACAUGAUGAACGCAUGGCUCCAUUGAUUCCUCUCGAGAAGUGGAGAAAAGCGUCUCAGUGGUUUUCAGUUACACGCAAGCAUGCCAGCAUGAUCAUUGACGACGUUGACGUGCAUAAGCUCUUUCAAAUCUACUGCCGGGGCGACAUCCAACAUCAUGAGUGCUAUUCAGACGAGCAUUACAUCCCAACUCUAUUGAACCUGAAGGAUCCUGAGCAUAUGGCCAAUCGCACCAUCACUUACGUGGACUUCCCACUCAACUCACCCCAUCCCCGCACCUUCGAUCCCUUCCUCACUCGACCCAGCCUAAUCCGCUAUAUCACUAAGCCGCGCAUGUACAUGCAUCGGAACGUUGUGGAACCUGAUGAUGAAACCCCACAAAGCUCCUACACCCUCCCGUGCUCCAAGGAUGGGGAGAAUCGCACGUGCUUCCUGUUUGCAAGAAAGUUCGACCCCUCUGCCCUGCCACAGCUGCUGGACUUGCCUACUAAGAUUCUUGGCUACUAGUUAAGUGCCAAAUCCACCGCAGGGAGCCUCUGCUCAGAUACAUUCCUGCCCCAAGGUUGCAGGGUGUGCCAUGUACCGUAGCUCUUGGUAAUAACACGGCAUGUGUGGGUUGAAUAGGGAUUCGGGAAGUUACAUCUAAAGCCAAAGGUUGCAGUGUGACAUUUUUAUUUUUAGAUGACAGCUGGUCAUCAAACUUGCGAUACAUCGCAUGGUAUAGUUUUAUGGUUUAUAGUCCUUGUUAUUGCAGUCUGAUUGAAUUGGAAAUGUUCGAGCUUGA
This is a messenger RNA of Closterium sp. NIES-67, 2715 nucleotides long. Lineage: Eukaryota; Viridiplantae; Streptophyta; Zygnematophyceae; Desmidiales; Closteriaceae. The record is from the annotation of a GenBank genome assembly.